GCCUCACAAUUUCUUCUUGAAGGGAUGGAAACGCCUACAACAGAAGCCAAGUACGAGUGUCUUCUCUUUGAUAUGGAUGAUACCUUGUAUCCCUUGGCUUCUGGUCUCAAUUUGGCUUGUCGCAAAAAUAUCCAAGAUUACAUGUUGCACCAUCUCAAUAUAGAAGAAAACCAAGUUCCGAAAUUGUGCCUGGACUUGUACAAAGAACAUGGGACUACAAUGGCUGGUCUCAAGGAACUAGGUUAUCAAUUCGAUGAUGAUGAAUUCCAUGCUUUUGUUCAUGGAAGAUUGCCAUAUGAGACUUUGAAACCUGACCCUGUGUUGAGAAGUAUACUUCUUUCGGUGCCACAGAGAAAGAUAAUCUUCACAAAUGCAGACACAGUUCAUUCUGCAAAAGUUGUCAGUAGGCUUGGCCUAGAAGAUUGUUUUGAUGGUGUUGUAUGCUUUGAGACACUUAAUCCAACCCCAAAUCAGAAUGUUCCUGCUGAAAAGAUCAACACCAUGACUAAUGAUGAUUUAAACAGUGAUAGUUAUGAGAAUGGUUUAAGCAGCGACUGUGCUGACGGCGAUAACAAAUACAACUCUAAUUCGGUAGGGAGAAUACUCUGCAAGCCUUCUCUGGAAGCCUUUGAAAUGGCAUUUGCUAUGGCUAACAUAGAUCCAAAGAGAACAAUCUUUUUUGAUGAUAGUCCAAGAAACAUAGCGACCGGAAAAGUAGCUGGUCUUCAUACUGUCCUCGUUGGGAGCUCAGUGUUGGUGCCAGGGGCUGAUCUUGCACUAGAAAGCAUUCACAAUGUAAGAGAAGCCUUGCCUGAGAUAUGGCAGGAUGAAGAGCAGUUGGAACCGGUUCUUGCAGCCACAUCUGCUGAAGCAGUAGUCCUCGCCUAGAAAUUACUUUUAGCUACUAUAUCAGAUGUAUCUGAAGAGGAAAUAGUAAGACUGUUGCUACUAUAGAUAAACAAAGGUAGUCUGUCUGUGCAUGAUGAUGACUAUAUAUGUAAUAAUAUACAUUUAACACCCAAUAAAGCCAAAUCAUAAUGUGCAAGGACGAAAUAAGUUU
Messenger RNA from Zingiber officinale, 1060 nucleotides. RefSeq lists its product as uncharacterized. The record is from RefSeq and is a predicted model, not a curated record. NCBI's taxonomy places the organism in Eukaryota, Viridiplantae, Streptophyta, Magnoliopsida, Zingiberales, Zingiberaceae. The coding region runs from base 25 to 888 and encodes 287 amino acids. The transcript has 8 exons.